This is a messenger RNA of Xiphias gladius (swordfish), 4244 nucleotides long. RefSeq names its product ADP-ribosylation factor GTPase activating protein 3 (gene arfgap3). The record is from RefSeq and is a predicted model, not a curated record. Bases 108 to 1706 code for a protein of 532 amino acids. Gene Ontology annotation, molecular function: GTPase activator activity. Gene Ontology annotation, biological process: COPI coating of Golgi vesicle. The transcript has 16 exons. Lineage: Eukaryota; Metazoa; Chordata; Actinopteri; Istiophoriformes; Xiphiidae.
UGUUCUCCCACUGACGUGUCGCACUCGCUUGUUGAGGAAAACCACAGCGCUGUCUUUCAUGCUAACGCUACUUCUGUGUCCAGCAGGUAUUACCCACCGGCAGAACGAUGUCAGAGCCCAGCAAACAGGACAUUUCUUCAAUCUUUAAGCGACUGCGCGCCAUUCCCACGAAUAAGGCUUGCUUCGACUGUGCAGCUAAAAACCCCAGCUGGGCCAGCAUCACCUAUGGUGUAUUCCUAUGUAUAGACUGUUCGGGGACUCACAGGUCUCUGGGAGUGCACCUGAGCUUUAUCAGGUCUACUGAGCUGGAUUUUAAUUGGUCUUGGUUCCAGCUGAGAUGUAUGCAAGUGGGAGGCAAUGCCACUGCGAUUGCUUAUUUCAGUCAACAUGGGUGCACAUCCAGUGCUGCCAAUACCAAGUACAACAGCCGAGCUGCUCAGCUGUACAGAGAGAAGAUAAAGAAUUUAGCCACGCAGGCCACCAGACGCCAUGGCACUGAGUUGUGGCUUGAAAGUCAGGUUCCUCUCUCUCCAACGUCACCAGAGGACAAACAGGUGGAUUUCUUCAGUCUGCUUUCACAGGACGUUCCUGAAAAUUUGAACAUGGCCAAAAUGAGUCUCAGCUCCUCCACAUCAGAGAGGUGCUCAAUGACCCCAGAAAAAGAAGAAGACAAAAACGGUAAUCUGGAGGAGGGUCCAAGCGUGGAAAUGCUGAGUGUUUCUCCCAAAGCAAAUCCAGAGCCGUCCUCUUUUCUCAAGAAGAAGCCAGCCGCUGCCAAGAAAACAUUGGCCUCUAAGAAGGGUGGUCUGGGCGCUCAGAAGGUUAGCAGCCAAAGUUUUUCAGAGCUGGAGAAGAAGGCUCAGGCUGCCGACAAGCUGAGAGAGAGAGAAGAGAGCGGUGCGAGUGCCAAGAAGAAUAUUCAUCCUGAGGAAUCUAUCGCUCCAUCCCUACGACUGGCCUAUAAAGAUCUUGAGCAGCAGCGAAAAAUAGGGGAGCAGAAUCUGAAGGGAUUAGAGGGGAAUAAGAAGGAGCAAGCUGAGAGACUGGGCAUGGGUUUAGGCAUCAGGAGUGGUGUGUCUCACUCUGUGACAUCGGACAUGCACAUCAUUCAGCAGGAGAAUCCACUGGGAGCAAAGACCAACAAAGGACGGCGGUUCACUGAGGAAGAUGACGAUGACGGGUCCUUCAGUUCUAGGACCCUGUCCCGGUUUGAGGAUCAAACAGAACCGUCUGAUAACUUCUCUUCACGGUGGGGAGAUGGAGGCGAUGGAAGAGGCUGGAUAAAGGAGAGCAAGAAACCAGAGCCAGACUUCUACUUGUCAUCCACUAUAUCUUCACUUGACGACAGGCCCGCAGCCCGGAGGAAACCAGAAGCAGUACCAGUGUCAGACACGGGAGAAGCUCGGAAAAAGUUUGGAGAUGAUGUCAAAGCAAUCUCCUCUGACAUGUACUUUGGAAAACAAGACAAUUCUGAGUACGAGGCCAAAACAAGACUGGAAAGAUUUGCCGGGAGUGCCUCUAUAAGUUCGGCAGACCUGUUUGAUGAUCCAAAGAAACAGACUGCGAGUUCGUACCGCCUGAGCAGCGUGCUUCCCAACGCUCCUGACAUGUCGCAGCUAAGGCUGGGAGUGCGCUCAGUCGCAGGAAAACUCUCUGUCAUGGCCAGCGGCGUAGUUAGCUCGAUUCAGGAUCACUACAGUUCCUGAGUCAUGGUGUGUCUCCUCCUGGUGUCAGUGUCUGUAGUCGUCCUCUGAUUACCAGAGUUAGUUCCCUCUCUACCCAUUUCGUUACCUUGGGAGAAAGGGAAAAAGAUCAGUCAGUGCCCUGAGCAAAUCUGCUCUGUGACGCAUCGAAGUUUACCCCCCAAUUUAUCCUGUAUACAGCUACAUCUAGUUUUUUAUUAGGUAAUGUAUAUACAACAGUUGUUAAAAUCAAGAUGACUGAAGAACAAUACUUGUUCCUCUGCAGGCAUCUUGAAGGGAGAUCUCUGUGUGUAAUACAAACGUGAAGAAUAUUUAGUUUCGCAGUAUAUUAUUUAGUUUUGCUUUGCAGUCCUGAGGUUAAAAUAAUUAGGAAGAACGUAUGUAGCAGUCUGAGAAGGUUUCUGUUGUUAUGAAGGAGGGAUUCGCUCUUUGUUUCCUUUUUAGUUAAUGAGGUCAAAACCUAAGCAGCAGAGACAAUUCAGUUGUAAGUACUUAAUUGGUUAAAACACACACUCACUCAUCACAUGCACUUUGUAGUGUCAUCUUGUAUGUUUUUCUUUUUUUUUCUUUUUUUUUUUUUCUUUUUAAAAAAAAAGUCUUGCACAUUCCCACAGGUUUGAAAGUGUCCUUUCCGUCCCCAAAGUGCACUUAUGUUUGCUCUUCCACAGACAGGACCAAAAGCUGAUAACGAGGCCUUGGGGGACCAGAUUUAUAUUUCUUAAUUGAAUAUAAUAUCAGUUAUGUAAAUGGAUAUUGGUCUAAUUAGUACAUAAGCUUCAUUAUCCUGCAAGUAGCUACGUUUUUUUUCUUGUCGUUUGUGUAGGUCAUGCAUCUGUAGUACAAAAAGAGAAGAUGACAUGGAGCCUAAGCAGCUACAAAAGCUAUUAAAACUAUGAAAGGAAUAGUUUGAUGGUUGGGGGAACGCGCUCAUUUGCUUUUUUGCCGAAAAUUAGAUAAGAAGAUCGAUACCGCUCUUGUAUGUGUGCGUUUAGAGGUGAGCAUUAGAGGGGUUGGUAGUGGGAGUUAGUUACCUUUUGACAGAGCCAGGCUAUCUGUUUUCCCCUCGUGUCUCCAAUCUUUAUGCAAAGUUAUGCUAAGUGACUGCUGGCUCUAGCUCCAUGUUUAACGGACAGAUACGAGAGUGGUAUCAAUCUUCUCGUCUGACUCUCGGCAAGAAAACAAACAAGUCUAUUUUCCAAAAUGUCGAACGAUUCUUUUUGGGAAAAAACCACAAAAAAAAAAACCAAAAAAAAAAAAAACACUCAAAACAAAGUCUUUUUUUUCCUUUUUCAAUCCAGUUGUUUUUAAUUAGACACUUUAAAGAAUUUGUAAUCAAGAAUAAGGUCAACAAUGUAAUAUAAAUAGAUUUAUUGAAUUUGGAGUUUUACUUUCGAUGAUGUUUGGUUUGAAUUUUGUUAAAAACUGUGUUUAGACAUCUGUGGUGAAUUCCUAGGUUUUCCCCUUCGGUAUAUUAUUUAAUGGCUCACACUUAGAGUCUUGAAGGACUCAUUUUUGUAGCUUUCUCGCCCAAAUGUAGAGCAGCACAUGUCCACUUAAAAUAAUGAAUGUAAACAAACCCUUUAAAGCCUUCAAAUCUUUUUUUUUGUUUUUUGUUUUGUUUUGUUGCUGCAACAUAUUGCCAAGGUCCAUGUGAUAUAUUUAAUUACGUCAGAUAUAACAGAGGCAGUGAUGAGCCACAAAUAGAACAACAGGCGGUGAUACAGUGUGAUUUUUGGAUUUGACAUUUAAAAGCAAUAGAAAAGCAGCUCGAUAUCCGUCUAUGGCUUUGGUCUUGCAAAACUACAGCUUGUGCUUUAGCAUUUAUCUAAAGUUUGCUUAUGGGUUAAGGGACUAGUGUUUUUGAAGUCCAGAUUGGGAACGGGAUUAUUACAUUACUGAGCAAUUUCUGUACUGUUUAUGUUUCUCAGGAGUUUGAUUUGACGUGUUAAAUAUGAAACUAUUAAAGAGUUAUACAUCCCACAAAGACCAAAUAUUUGUUAACUCCAUCACUUUAUGCCUUACUCCAAAGAUCUAAAUCACACGUCCUGAAAUUGCAAUAUUGUGGCGUCAUCUAGUUACCUUUUUGCACAUAAUUUGUUAGAAAAUGCACGUGGCAGCUUUUGCUUGAAUGUACUGUAUUGCAGUGGAACCUUUGCCUCUAAAUCGACGAUGCGUCCGCGUUAAAUUUACGUUUUGUUGAUCUUUGUAAGAUUGUUUGUGUCUUCUGCUGUGAUGAAUGUUGAUAAAUGUUACAUAAGAGUAGCAGCUUGUGUAAUUUUGCAUGGCCCUCGUAGUUAUGAGAACAGAACCCUACACAUCCUGAAUACAAGAUAGCAAACGGUCGCUGUGGACCAUUCAUUCAAAUGAUAAUGGGAUUACAGAACUGCUUAAUAAUAACUGUAUAGUAGGCUCGGAACUGCUGCAUACAGUGUUGUACAGGGCUUUGAAUAUCCGUUUAUAGAAAGCUAUUGAUAAUCAAAUUUUGACAAGUUUUGACACUCAAAAUGUAAGAUUUUUUGGAAACAUGCUGAAUAAAUGACU